AUGCCCCACGCCAUUUCAAUCUACUCAAUAGAGCUAUCGGUGUCGGCCACCGUUAUUCUUGUAGUUGCCACAACCUACUUUGCGUACAAACGGUACUUUUCCGUGCCAACGCUGGAGUCUGCGAAGAAGAUCGUAGUGCCCGUGCCCGACGAAGCCCAGCCCCAUUGGAAGGGCAAACGCCUCAGCCCGAUUUCCAUCCGCAAUGCCGCGCAUCCAGAUUUCAUCCAGUCUUACUGCCCUGCCACGGGCCAGCACCUUGGACAGUUUAAGUCAACCACGAGCGCGGAGAUCGACGCGGCUAUCGAGGCGGCGGGUGUCGCGCAGAAGGAAUGGGCACACACAACGUUCGCCGCGCGCCGCCAGGUGUUGCGCACACUUAGCGACUACAUUCUCAAAAACCAGGCGUCGAUCGCACGCGUUGCAUGCCGUGACUCCGGUAAAACGAUGGUCGAUGCGUCCAUGGGCGAAAUCCUUGUGACGCUCGAAAAGGCCAACUGGAUUAUCAAGUACGGCGAAAAGACGCUUCGCGUGUCGCGCCGUCCCGGCGCUGCGAACCCGCUCAUGGGCUACAAGGGUGCCGAGGUACGCUACGAGCCGAUGGGAGUGGUGGCGUCGAUGGUUUCGUGGAAUUAUCCGUUCCACAACCUCAUGGGUCCCGUUCUCGCAGCGAUAUUUACCGGGAAUGCAAUUGUGGUGAAGUGCUCCGAGCAGGUAGUGUGGUCGUCACAGUACUUUAUUGAAAUUAUCAAGAUGGCGUUGAAGGUAUGCGGACACGAUCCCAGCCUUGUGCAGUUGGUGUGCUGCUGGCCGGAAGACGCAGACCAUUUGACCGCGCACCCGCAGCUUGCACACAUCACGUUUAUCGGCUCCAAGCCGGUUGCGCAUCACGUACUCGCGGCUGCCGCCAAAACGCUCACACCGGUGGUGGUGGAGCUUGGUGGCAAAGACGCGCUCAUCGUGCUCGACGACGUCGCAAGCAUUGCGGACAUUUCCUCGAUAGUCAUGCGAGGCACGUUCCAGUCGCUGGGUCAGAACUGCAUCGGCAUUGAGCGUGUUAUUGCUGUCGGCAAGGCCUACGACGCGUUGGUUGACACCCUCGCACAGCGCAUCCCCAAGCUCCGUUUGGGCUCUGACAUCGAUCAGCUCGAGGGCAUCGACAUGGGCGCGCUCAUUUCCAAUAACCGCUUCGCACACAUCGAAACCCUCGUCGAGCGCGCGGUCGCGCAAGGCGCGCGCCUUGUGUGCGGUGGUGCCGCGUACCAACACCCAAACUACCCGCAGGGACACUACUUCGAGCCGACACUUUUAGUCGACGUACUGCUGCACAUGGAGAUUGCGCAGGAAGAGGUGUUUGGACCCGUCUGUGUGGUAAUGCGCGCGGACUCUGCCGCGCACGCGGUGACACUCGCGAAUAACACGCCCUUCGGGCUCGGGGCCUCCGUCUUUGGUGGUAACUGGAACAAGUGCAACGAAAUUGCAAACCAGCUCCGUGCGGGGAAUGUGGCAAUCAACGACUUUGCCACCUACUAUCUUUGCCAGUUGCCGUUCGGCGGCGUUGGCGGCUCGGGAUACGGCAAGUUUGGUGGCGAGGAGGGCCUUCUCGGGUUGAUGGUGGCCAAAAGUGUGUGCUACGACCGCCUCCCGGGUAUCAAGACCAAGAUCCCCGCGCCGUUGGAUUACCCGAUCGCGAGCGACGCGCGCGCAUGGGGCUUUGUGGAGGGGUUGAACCGAGCGGGCUACGACGGAAGCUUAUGGGGGAAGUGGAAGGGAUUGCGAGGGUUGAUUAAGAAUGCUUGA
Molecule: messenger RNA, 1797 nt
Organism: Babjeviella inositovora NRRL Y-12698
Lineage: Eukaryota; Fungi; Ascomycota; Pichiomycetes; Serinales
Gene: MSC7
Product: meiotic recombination directing protein
Exons: 1
Coding region: 1-1797 (598 amino acids)
Molecular function (GO): aldehyde dehydrogenase (NAD+) activity
Source: RefSeq, a predicted model, not a curated record